CAAAAACACACUACAGGCCUGGCAAAGUGGCUCACACCUCUAAUCCCAGCACUUUGGAGGCCGAGAGAGGUGGAUCAGCUGAGGUCAGGAGUUCGAGACCAGCCUGGCCAAGAUAGCAAAACCCCGUCUCUACUAAAAAUACAAAAAUUUGUGUGUAAUCCCAGCUACUUUGGAGGCUGAGGCAGGAGACUCGCUUGAACCCAGGAGGCAGAGAUUGCAGUGACCCAAGAUAGCUCCACUGCACUCCAGCCUGGGCAACAGAGCAUAACUCUGUCUCAAAAAACAGACAAAAAACACCACAAAGCUGUGUGUGCUUGUAGUAAAAAUAGCUCUCAAUUAUUUAAACACUUCCAACUAUUCCUAUGGUGAAGAAAUACCCAUUUUACCAAUUAAUACUUUCAAUUCAAAGACUAAUUUCCAGAGGUUAUACAUUUAUAAGUGAUGCAAUAAGUAGGUAGCAUAGCGGUAAUGAUAGUUUGAAAAAGGAACUGAUCCAGAGUUGAGGCAAAACUGGCAGAAUCUGCAACUACAUUAAGGAAUCCAGUGUUUAAAUCCAUUCUUGAAACUAUUCCCUGCCAGUUAAGGAAGUCGAUGCUCUUCGAUUGUUUUUUAAUUUUAGAUUCAGGGGGUGCAUGUACUUGUUUGUUACAUAGGUAUAUUGUGUGAUGGUGGGGAUUGGGCUUCUAAUGUAUCCAUCAUCCAAAUAUUGAACAUUGUACACAAUAGAUAAUUUUUCAGGCCUCACCUCCCCUCCCACCCUCUCCCCUUUUGGAGUCCACAGUGCCUGUUCUUCCCAUUCUUAUGUGCACGUAUAUCUAUUAUUUAGCUCCCACUUACAAGUGAGAACAUGCAAUAUUUUAUUUUCUGUUUCUGAGUUUGCACACUUAGAAUAAUGGCCUCCAGCUCCAUCCAUGUUGCUGCAAAGGACAUGAUUUCAUUCUUUUUUACAGCAGAGAGGUCGAUGCAUUUUUGACGUGUGUAUAGUGUGAUAUGGAUGGAUCAAAAGCAAGUCCUGGGUAGGGAGAUAUUGAGGAGCACUCAUCGUGACACCAUGACCAUGAGAAACUCACCUCUGUAGUAACAAAUCGAGAAUGAGUUUAAGUUCUGCAUUUACCAGCAAAGAAAGUACAUUACAUUGAACUCAGUGGUGGCCACUGCGCAGACCAGACUUCGCUCGUUUGUGCGCCUCGCUCCGCUUUUCCUCUGCCACCAUGUCUGACAAACCGGAUAUGGCUGAGAUCGAGAAAUUCGGUAAGUCGAAACUGAAGAAGACAGAAAUGCAAGAGAAAAAUCCAUUGCCUUCCAAAGAAACAAACAGGAGAAGCAAGCAGGCGAAUCGUAAUGAGUCGUGCGCUGCCAAUAUGCACUGUACAUUGCACAAGCAUUGCCUUCUUAUUUUACUUCUUUUAGCUGUUUAACUUUGUAAGAUGCAAAGCGGUUGGAUCAAGUUUAAAUGACUAUGCUGUCCCUUUCACAUCAAAGAACUACUGACAACGAAGGCCGCGCCUGCCUCUCCCAUCUGUCUAUCUGGCUGGCAGGGAAGGAAAGAACUUGCAUGUUGGUGAAGGAAGAAGUGGGGUGGAGGAAGUCGGGUCGGACGAAUGUGAAAUCUAGAGUAAAACCAAGCUGGCCCAAGGUAUCCUGCAGGUUGUAAUGCAGUUUAAUCAGAGUGCCAUUUUUUUUUGUUCAAAUGAUUUUAAUUAUUGGAAUGCACAAUUUUUUAAUUAU
This is a messenger RNA of Callithrix jacchus (white-tufted-ear marmoset), 1728 nucleotides long. NCBI's taxonomy places the organism in Eukaryota, Metazoa, Chordata, Mammalia, Primates, Cebidae. The record is from RefSeq and is a predicted model, not a curated record.